GAAUCAAGGGAAAUGUGUAGAGGGCAUGGUGGAAAUCUUUGACAUGCUGCUGGCUACUGCUGCUCGGUUUCGCAUGAUGAACCUUCAAGGGGAGGAAUUUGUGUGCCUUAAGUCCAUCAUCCUGCUCAAUUCUGGUGUGUACACUUUUCUUUCCAGCACCUUGAAAUCUCUGGAAGAGAAAGACUACAUUCACCGUGUCCUGGACAAAAUUACAGACACUCUGAUACAUUUGAUGGCUAAGUCAGGUCUUUCUCUGCAGCAGCAACACAGACGACUAGCUCAGCUCCUCCUCAUCCUCUCUCACAUCAGACACAUGAGCAACAAAGGAAUGGAGCACCUGUAUAACAUGAAGUGUAAAAAUGUAGUUCCACUCUAUGAUCUCUUGCUGGAGAUGUUGGACGCUCAUCGACUGCAUGCCCCGGCAGCCAGGAGUGCUGCACCGAUGGAAGAGGAGAACCAGAGCCAGCUGACAACUGCAUCAGCUUCAUCUCAUUCCAUGCAGUCUUUUUAUAUAGGCAAAGAAGAGGAGAAAGUGAGUGCAGAAUACAAUAUAACCAAAAGUCAGCAGAUAUGA
Nestor notabilis (Kea) is the source of this 574-nucleotide messenger RNA. Its product is annotated as estrogen receptor-like. The record is from RefSeq and is a predicted model, not a curated record. Lineage: Eukaryota; Metazoa; Chordata; Aves; Psittaciformes; Psittacidae. The annotation marks the transcript as partial. The transcript has 3 exons.